GCCCCGGCCACCUCGAGGCUCACGAAUCCCGCAGGUCACGGAAGCCCAUCAUGUUGCUCCCAGCCCCCGCGCGCCACCUCCCUGGACUUUUGCUGUUGUUCUGGCCGCCGCUGCUGCUGCUGCUGCUGCUGCCGCCGCCCCCCGCUGCUCCUGCAAUAUUGUCCCUAGCGAGCACACAGCGGCUAGGGACACGCGUCCCAGGGGGCAGCCCGGGGCAUCUCCCCACUCUGACGACUCCUACCCGCGCUCAUUAUUCCGGGACUCCAGGGGGCAGCCCGGGGCAUCUCCCUGCCCUGACGACUCCUACCCGCGCUCCUUCUUCCAGGACGCGCGGUGCAGGUGUUUGCAUAAGCAGGCCUUUGGACUUGGUGUUUAUCAUUGAUAGUUCUCGUAGCGUUCGGCCUCUGGAAUUCACCAAGGUGAAGACCUUUGUCUCCCACAUCAUUGACACUCUGGACAUCGGAACAGCUCAAACGAGGGUGGCUGUGGUGAACUAUGCCAGCACCGUGAAGAUAGAGUUCCAGCUCAACACCUAUUCAGACAAGCAGGCCCUGAAAGAGGCUGUGGCACAGAUCAUACCCUUGUCAACAGGCACUAUGACAGGGCUGGCUAUCCAGACGGCGAUGGAGAAAACCUUCACUGUGGAGGCAGGAGCUCGGGGGCCCAUGUCUAAUAUCCCCAAGGUAGCUAUCAUUGUGACAGAUGGGAGGCCCCAAGACCAGGUGAAUGAGGUGGCCGCCCAAGCCCAGGCUUCUGGCAUUGAGCUAUAUGCUGUGGGUGUGGACCGGGCAGAUAAUGAAUCCCUCAAGAUGAUGGCUAGCAAGCCCCUGGAAGAGCAUGUCUUCUAUGUGGAGACCUAUGGGGUCAUUGAGAAGCUCUCUGCUAGAUUCCAGGAAACUUUUUGUGUUGUGGACCCGUGCCUGCUUGACACACACCAGUGCCAGCAUGUGUGCAUCAGCGAUGGUGAUGGCAGGCACCACUGUGAGUGUAGCCAAGGGUACACCUUGAACGCCGACGGGAAAACCUGUUCAGCUGUUGAUAAGUGUGCCCUCCACACUGACGGAUGUGAACAGAUCUGUGUCAGUGGCAGAAAUGGCUCUUACCACUGCGAGUGCUAUGAAGGUUAUAUCUUGAAUGCCGACAAGAAAACCUGUGCAGCUCUGGAAAAAUGUGCUUCAGGUACACACGGUUGCCAGCACAUCUGCGUGGAUGACGGAGCCGGGUCCCUUCACUGUGAAUGCUUUGAGGGCUAUACCCUGAAUGCAGAUAAGAAAACAUGUUCAGCCCGAAACAAGUGUGCUCUGGGCACUCACGGCUGCCAGCACAUCUGUGUGAGUGAUGGAGCAGCAUCCUACCACUGUAAAUGCUUCCCUGGCUACAUCUUGAAUGAUGAUAAAAAGACAUGUUCAGGCAUUGAAGAAGCACGAAGCCUCAUUUCCAUAGAACAUGCUUGUGGCUGUGAAGCCACACUGGCAUUCCAGGAGAAGGUCAGCUCCCAUCUGCAGAAGCUGAACACCAAACUGGACAACAUUUUGAAGAAGUUGCAAGUAACUGAAUAUGGACAAGUACAUCGUUAAACUGUUCCUGCUCUGGAAUUAUAGAGUGCUUUGUAUAUGAAAAACUCAUUCCCUUGUACUCUUUAUCCCUAAUGUUCCUGCUAAUAAUCUGCCAUUACAAAUGCCUGACUGUUAUUCGGUAAAUAGUAUGAGGGGUUUCUAGGGAACCAGCAUCAUUUUCCAAGGAAAAAUGUCUUUGAGCUAUGACUGUAAAACCAUUAAUAAGAUGAAAAGUGAAAAGCUUAUUGUUUUGUUAUCUACUGAUUGAGCCAUUUACAUUUUAAAUGUAAGUAAGUAAAUGUAAGUAAGAUGAUCUUUUCAUAAAACUUUAGGAUUUUCUCUUGGUCAUAUUUAUAAUACAAACCAGCCUUACUAUUGAGAGAGCGCAAAUUUUAUGAACUAUUUACACAUAAAAAGUUCAAAUAAUUAAACCGAGAUGAUGUAUUUAGAAUUGUUUAACAUUUUUGGUUUUUUUUUGCUGGAAUAUUAUUAAAGCUAUAAUCAAGAGAUUAUGUGUACCUAAAAAUAAUUUACACAGAUUAAGUGAAUAUUACACUUUUAAUUGAUUAAUGUCAUAGAAAUGAACAACUAAAGAAAACCAGUGUGAACUUAAGGUGCUAAGAUUUUUGCCAAGGAAAAAUUCUGAGUUUUAUCAUUUGUUUCAUCAUGUAAUUGGCAAAAUUACAUAUUUAUAAAAUCAGUGUAACAAGCAACAUGCUAUAUUAUCUUUUUAAAAAUGUCUUUAAUAAGCCUAGUUUUUUUUUUUUUUCACUUGAAAUAUGCCAAACACACAUACUUUUUAAA
This is a messenger RNA of Meriones unguiculatus (Mongolian gerbil), 2360 nucleotides long. It is a transcript of the gene Matn3, whose product is annotated as matrilin 3. Lineage: Eukaryota; Metazoa; Chordata; Mammalia; Rodentia; Muridae. The transcript has 8 exons. The record is from RefSeq and is a predicted model, not a curated record. Gene Ontology annotation, molecular function: calcium ion binding. The coding region runs from base 51 to 1577 and encodes 508 amino acids.